AUGAAUCCCAAAGUGGUUGAAGUCUAUACAAAAGUGGGUCAGUUGUUGAGUCGUUAUAAAUCAGGCAAACUACCUAAAGCAUUCAAGAUUAUCCCUUCUUUGAGCAACUGGGAAGAGAUCUUAUACCUCACCUCACCCGAGACUUGGACACCUCAUGCUACCUAUGAAGCAACUCGUAUGUUUGUGUCUAAUCUGAAAGUGAAGCCAGUUCAACGAUUCUUAAAUCUCGUCCUACUUGAUCGUGUGCGUGAAGACAUUGCGGCCAAUAAGAAGUUAAGCUACCAUCUCUACUUGGCAUUGAAAAAGGGUCUCUAUCGUCCUGCCGCCUUCUUCAAGGGCAUUCUCUUCCCUCUCUGUGAAUCAGGCAACUGCACAUUAAAGGAAGCCUCUAUUCUUGGUAGUGUCCUCUCCAAGGUCUCCAUCCCUGUUCUUCACUCCUCUGCUGCUCUUUUGCGUUUAGCCGAAAUGGAAUACACUGGUCCCAACUCCAUCUUCAUUCGUAUACUGCUCGAUAAGAAAUAUGCUUUACCUUACAAAGUGGUCGAUGCCCUCGUCAUGCAUUUUGCUCGAUUUGCUAAUGAUCCUCGAGACAUGCCUGUGCUUUGGCAUCAAUCGAUGUUGGUAUUCGUUCAGCGUUAUAAACAAGAUUUGGUGGCAGAACAAAAAGAUAUAUUAUUAGAAGUCCUUCGAAAGAAACACCAUCCUGGUAUCUCACCUGAAAUACGUCGUGAAAUCGUUCAUUCUGAAGCAAGAGAUGAUAUGUUGAUGGAUAGAGAUGAAGAUAUUAUGAUGAUGGAUUAA
Rhizopus microsporus ATCC 52813 is the source of this 801-nucleotide messenger RNA. Its product is annotated as Bystin. Gene Ontology annotation, cellular component: nucleolus; preribosome, small subunit precursor; cytoplasm. Bases 1 to 801 code for a protein of 266 amino acids. Gene Ontology annotation, molecular function: snoRNA binding. NCBI's taxonomy places the organism in Eukaryota, Fungi, Mucoromycota, Mucoromycetes, Mucorales, Rhizopodaceae. The transcript has 2 exons. Gene Ontology annotation, biological process: rRNA processing. The record is from RefSeq and is a predicted model, not a curated record.